CAAUCCAUCUCGAUUUCUUCCAUCUCCAGCUCUAGCUCCAGCUCAAGCGCGAGCACAGCACAGCACAUCACACAGUUUGACUGUCGGACUCGACACAAAGUGGGCAAGGGCUUUGUCCUUCUCUACAAGCAGGCAAGCAAGCAAUACAAACCUCAUUGAGCUCGAUACGUGAAAGGUCGAUCGAUCUCCCGAGUUGCAGCAGCAGCAGCAGCAGCAGCAGCAGACUCAGAGCCUAGCGAGGAAGACCGAGUCCAGAAGAGGAUCGCCGGGAAAAUGGCACUGGCAAAUGAACCGCUUCGGCCAAAGAUCGUACCCAUACUGCUGGUGCUGAUGAUGCUCACGGCGCGAGGCGAGGGGAGGUCCGAUCCCUUCUCCAUUCUGCAGAGCACGAGGCCGGGGAGAAAACUCUUCAAGCUCGUGGAAGAGCCGGCGACGAUUCUGACGUACCACAACGGGCCCAUCAUGUCCGCGUCCGGGAGCGUGCCCGUCUUCGUCAUCUGGUACGGGGACUUCGCCGAGUCGCAGAAAUCCAUCGUGCGCGACUUCUUCGGCUCGUUCCAGUCGCCGGGACCGGACGCAGCAGGUCCGACCGUGAGCAGCUGGUGGAAGCCCACCGGGGACUACAAGGACGCCGGCGGAUCCAGCGUUCCUCGGCAGAUGCACUUGGCCGCGGAAUUGACGGACGGCGCCUACUCGAAGGGCAAAGCGCUCAAGAACGCGGACCUCGAGCAGCUGGUCGUCGGCGCGGUGACGGACGUGUUCCCGGCCAACCCGCACGGCUUCUACCUGGUGCUGACGGCGGCCGAUGUGCAGGUCGAGGACUUCUGCAAGAGCUCGUGCGCGUCGCACUUCGCGACGCGGCCCGUGGCCGCCACCAGCGAUCGACAAUUGCCCUUCGGAUGGGUGGGCAACGCCGUCCAGCAGUGCGCCGGCCGAUGCUCGUGGCCCUUCGCCAAGCCCGAGUACGGGCCGCCCACCGCUCCUCUGCUCGCGCCCAACGGCGACGUGGGCAUGGACGGAAUGAUUAUGAACAUCGCCACCAUCCUGGCCGGCGCCUUCACGAACCCCUUCGGCACGGGAUUCUACCAAGGCGACGGCGGGGCGCCCCUGGAGGCGGCCUCGGCCUGCUCGGGCAUUUUCGGCGCCGGCGCUUACCCGGGCUUUCCCGGCGAGCUUUCGCAGGACGUGAUCACGGGGUCGAGCUUCAAUGCUCGCGGCGCGAACGACCGGAGAUUCCUGCUGCCGGCAUUGUGGGAUCCUUCGACUCUGAAAUGUGCAUUUCCAGCUUAGCCAUAGAAUUUUGUCGAGAGCCGCCGGCUGGACCGUGAAUUCAAGCUCUGGGCAUGGUCGGGCGGAUGUGCGGGAAUUCAACCAACGCUUCGCCUCGGAAUUUCCAUGGAUUCUGCUGUUCCCGGGAACAGAUAGAUAUAUAGCCAUGAUAAGACCAACUUGUAUGGCGCAGAUGCUCUGAGACAGCGUAUAGCAGAGACUACCUUGUAACAUAAGGAUAGAUAAUUUUUAAGAUGAUGUAAAUUAUUCGUAGCCUUGUUGAAGAGAAAGCUCAAUCACUUUUGCAAUGAAACUUAAGUAUUCGAUUAUCCAGUAAACUCAUCCGCUUGUCUGUCGACACGGGCCCCAUUCCAUGUUCAG
Marchantia polymorpha subsp. ruderalis is the source of this 1650-nucleotide messenger RNA. The record is from the annotation of a GenBank genome assembly. NCBI's taxonomy places the organism in Eukaryota, Viridiplantae, Streptophyta, Marchantiopsida, Marchantiales, Marchantiaceae.